AUGAACUUGAUUAGUCAUCUAUGGAACUCGAAGCAUGUGCAAAUGGUGGUGAUGGUCAACAAGAUGGAAAACCAGAGCUCACUAAUACAUUACAUUGAUCUAUCAUGUAAUAGUUCUGAUGAUUACAUAGCGGAAUCUUAUGAGACUAACAGUUCUUUAUUGCAUAAUGAAGAAUCUCAUGCUGAAAUUACUGAUGUUUCUAUAAAUCUUAUCAGCACUAACUCAAAUCAUGCUUCUAUGUUUGAAGUGGAGCCUGACUUAGAAAAAAGACUAAAAAUUGAAGCAGCAAGAAAAGAACAUGAAAAGCUGUAUGAGUCAUCAUAUAAUGAGAAAAGAAGAGACAAUGAAAAAGCUAGAGCGAGUGAUAAAGUUAUAACACUGUCUCUUGACUUAAAGAAGUGUCUUCCAAAACCCUAUUUAACAGCUGGGUUUAGUUUUCACAAGCGACAAUUAUGGACUGUGAAUUAA
Molecule: messenger RNA, 468 nt
Organism: Parnassius apollo (apollo)
Lineage: Eukaryota; Metazoa; Arthropoda; Insecta; Lepidoptera; Papilionidae
Source: the annotation of a GenBank genome assembly